AUGGCGUUGUCCCAGUUCAGUUCCACAGAAACCCUCAGGGAUCCUGGGGUCACAGACAAGUCGAUUAAUUCAAGCCCUGAUCUCUCACCUCGGGAUGAGAAAGGCUUCUCGAUACCGUCGACGCCAGCAGAGUCAAUCAACCUUGAAAGCCAAGCGCCUGAAUCACCACCAUAUCAUGUGUUCACUCGGUCUCGCAAAUUGUUGAUGGUCAUUAUUGUCUCCUUCGCUGCCAUCUUCUCGCCGCUAUCUUCGAACAUCUACUUCCCUGCGCUUUCUGAUGUUGCAGAGGAACUCAAUAUCUCUAUGUCUCUAGCUACUUUAACCAUCACGGUCUACAUGAUUGUUCAAGGUCUUGCCCCGAGCUUUUGGGGUUCUUUCUCCGAUGUACUGGGCCGCCGUGUGGUCUUCAUCGGAACAUUUGCUGUAUACAUUGUUUCCAACAUUGCUUUGGCCGUCUCUAACAACUAUGGUGAACUUAUGGCUUUCCGAGCGCUGCAGGCUGCCGGAAGUGCCGCCACCAUUUCAAUCGGUGCUGGUGUCAUUGGCGAUAUCACUACUUCAGCGGAGCGAGGCAGUCUUAUUGGUAUUUUUGGUGGUGUCCGCAUGUUGGGCCAAGGAGUUGGGCCAGUAUUUGGUGGAAUUCUCUCACAGUACCUUGGAUUCCGAUCAAUCUUCUGGUUCUUAGUUGUUGCAUCCGGAAUCAGUCUUGUCUCUAUUAUGUUCUUCCUCCCGGAAACACUUCGUUCCAUCGCUGGCAAUGGCACUGUUCCCCUCAAGGGCAUCUAUAAGCCAGUCAUCUACUCCAUUUGUGGGCAGAGACACGCACAUGAAGACUCAAUCCCCUCCGGAAAGAAGGGCAAGGUGACCCUCAAGACCGUGCUCGCACCCCUCACCUUUCUAUGCGAGAAGGAUGUCUUCAUCACCCUGCUAUUCGGCAGCAUUGUGUACACCGUCUGGUCAAUGGUCACUUCCUCCACAUCCGCCCUAUUCGAAAAGCAAUACGGCCUGAAUUCAAUGGAAGUCGGCCUCACUUUCCUCGGCAAUGGCUUCGGAUGCAUGACCGGCUCCUACACAAUCGGAUACCUCAUGGACUUCAACCACAAGCGAACAGAACGAGAAUACUGCCAGCAGCACAAUCUUCCAAUCGAAACUCGCAUCAACCUAAAGAGCCACCCCGACUUCCCCAUCGAGUACGCCCGUAUGCGCAACACUUGGUGGAUCACCGCGAUCUUCAUUGUUUGUGUCUCCGUCUAUGGAGUGUCACUCCGCACACACCUUGCAGUCCCAAUUAUUCUACAGUUUGUCAUAGCCUAUGGCUCCACCGCUAUCUCCACCAUUAACAGCGCCCUCGUCAUCGACUUGUAUCCCGGUGCUAGCGCUAGUGCCACGGCAGUCAACAACCUGAUGAGAUGCUUAAUCGGUGCGGCUGGUGUCGCAGCUUCUCAGGCUAUUAUCGAUGCUAUCACCGCUCAAUUUGCAUUUCUCAUGCUCGCUGGCAUCACCAUCGCUAUGGUUCCUCUGCUCAUGGUUGAGAUGAAGUGGGGCUAUGGAUGGCGUCUUGAGCGCCAAGAGCGCCUUCAGAGGAAGGAAGACUCGGUCUGA
Penicillium mononematosum is the source of this 1602-nucleotide messenger RNA. RefSeq lists its product as uncharacterized. Bases 1 to 1602 code for a protein of 533 amino acids. Gene Ontology annotation, biological process: transmembrane transport. Lineage: Eukaryota; Fungi; Ascomycota; Eurotiomycetes; Eurotiales; Aspergillaceae. Gene Ontology annotation, molecular function: transmembrane transporter activity. The transcript is spliced from 4 exons. The record is from RefSeq and is a predicted model, not a curated record.